Messenger RNA from Danio rerio (zebrafish), 1929 nucleotides. It is a transcript of the gene abracl, whose product is annotated as ABRA C-terminal like. The record is from RefSeq and is marked validated. Lineage: Eukaryota; Metazoa; Chordata; Actinopteri; Cypriniformes; Danionidae. Gene Ontology annotation, cellular component: cilium; lamellipodium.
ACUCACCAAGCCAUCUAAGGUAGUGCUUUUUCAUUUCAAUCAGCCUAUAGUCUGCAGAGCGGCGGCACAAAACCACCACUGAGAGACCAACAUGAAUGUGGAACAUGAAGUCAGUCUGCUCAUUGAUGAAAUCCGCCGACUGGGCAGUAAAAAUGCAGACGGGAAGACCAGCGUCAAAUUCGGAGUCUUGUUUAACGAUGACCAGUGCGCCAAUCUCUUUGAAGCUCUUGUCGGAACACUGAAAGCGGCCAAGCGGAAGAAGGUGAUCACUUUCGAUGGCGAGCUGCUACUGCAAGGAGUUCACGACAACGUUGAUGUCGUAUUACUGCAGGACUGAAUGUGACCGUGUCUUUUCUAAAGCCAAGCCGAAAAAAGUACAAAUGCAUUUUUUUUACAUGCCAUUGCUACAUUUUGAUACAUCUAAGAAUGUAACAAGUUUGUGUAAUGCAUUGGAGUAUUUUUAUACAACCAUUUCUUCCUUUCUCAGGGGAGUGAUUCGCACAACAGUUUUUUGUAAAGUAGCAAUCUUCCCUUUUCAAACACCUCAGUGGUUAUAUCAUUAAUAUAAAACAUAAAAAUAUACUAUUAAAAUGUGCAUGAGCAUGUCGCAGGCUUUCUGGGACACACUGUUUUCAACUUUAAAAUGAAUAUCCAUCAGAAUAUACCUCUGACGUCCAGUUGUGAUUAAAUUGAUAAUGCACUGGACGGUCAAAAGAGUAAUCAUGAGGUCGUUUGCAGUACUGUACUGUGAAAUGUUUAUAAUUGUCAUGUCGUUCAUAUUAUAUGAGCCAUAACAUCUUUAUUUGUUGAUAGACAUGACAAGUAUGUUUUGUUAGAUUUAAAUAUUACAAAAAAGAAUCAUGUUUGACCAAUUAAGAUAAUUGUUUUAGUGUGAUAUUGUUUUAUAAAGCUCUUGCGCAAACACCUUCGUAUUGUACUCGUGCUAUUCUUCUCUGUGCAAAUGUUACAUACUGUUGGACUCCCAGUGGUGCAGUUGGUGCCAUUUCAAGCUCAGGAAGACCUUAACAUGAGCAGCAAUAGGAAGUAAAACUUCAUCAAUUAUUAAAUAACGGGGAGUUUUGCACUGGAUUAUGACAGUGGGGGAUUUUCAUUUGUCUUUCUCAUUUCUCAUUCUCAACGUUUUGAACCUGGCUUUAGACUUCUAAUUUGUCACGUUUUUUGCUUUCUGACCAUGUCGUUGCUGUGUUUUCUGUCUUGUGAUGGUUCAUCUGCUUUCGAAUGGCUGGAGACGCUUUGUUUAAAGUGCAAUAAAGUCAUAUUAAUACAUUUGACUUGAUUUAGGACACUUAAUACAUUAGGUUUAUGACUAGUACUGAAUGGGGUAUAUGCACACGGACUUAAUUUCAAUAAGCCAGCCCCAGGGCCUCUGGUUAAUUGUCAUCCCAUGAAAGAAUGCAGCAUUUAAGAUCUGAUUACUUUAAAAGAAAGUAUGAGAUACGAUAUAAAGUGCAAGAACAAGAAGCACUGCAUUAAAUUCUAUUUUUACAUGCCUUGUAUGUGGAAUAUGGAAAUUAAUUUUACUCCAGUAUUUUCAGUCGAAUUUCUGGUUAGCCGGCUGCUAAUAAUGGCGUCUGUGUUUAAAAGGUCUGUGGUCUCUUUUUACGCUUUAACUAAUAAAUCGAUGCUUUAGUCUGUUUAACUAAAUAUAUUUGGAUGACAUUACAACAUCGAUGCUGUAAAAGGAACCUCAUGAAAUUGAAAAUAGUCACAUUAAGCUUUCACUGGAAGUUCAUCAUUGGCUGAAAAACAUUAGCUCUGCAUAUAAUCCAUUGCACACUUGAUGGUGCAAGUAUGUGAUGUUAUCUAAAAUGAAUGAGCCUGGCUGCAAUGGACUUUUGGAGAUAUGAUUUUGUAUUUUUAAAAUACAUCUGAGCCUUGACACUGGUAAAAUCUAUCUUUGUAAGAAAA